Molecule: messenger RNA, 1524 nt
Organism: Aedes aegypti (yellow fever mosquito)
Lineage: Eukaryota; Metazoa; Arthropoda; Insecta; Diptera; Culicidae
Gene: synr
Exons: 3
Coding region: 224-1462 (412 amino acids)
Source: RefSeq, a predicted model, not a curated record
ACCGUGACACCCCAUAAGCGUGGAAAAUGAUUUUUCCUCGCUGCUAGCCGUCUCAUUGAGUGACACGACCUUCAUGUGUACACACCGUUGAAUUGAUUGAGUAAACAUAGAACACAAAGGCAAAAGUGCUAUGCGAAGCAGUUUUACACCCCGUCAGAGGUCAUAACAAUCGAUACAGGGAUUUGAUUUUAUUCCGUGUAAAAGUUUGUUAGCGAGAUGUACCAUGGGAUGUACUCCAUCAAGCACGGCGGUCGAAGAAGAAAGCUCCGAUCGGAACACUCCUGUGCGAAGAAUUGGGAAUACGUUCGCUGGAGUACCGGACGAUUUGUUCCUAGUAGAGGAUGCAGUGUCAAAGCCAGUAGAAAUCGCACCCCACGCGUAUCAACAGCUGGACGAGGAAAUAUGCGCCCUCGAGAGCACUUGUCCCGGACCUCGCCUGUUGACCGCGGAAGCGUGGCUUGAACACCUGGAAACUGUAUUCGAGAAAUCUGAUGCUACUAGUGACCUGUAUGAACGUGAUUUGAUUAUGGAUGUAAGGUUAAAUGAAGUACCAAACGGAAUAGUUGGCAUGCCCAUGACGGAAAUGGAAGCUGCUGAAUCGAUUUCAAAUCGUAGUAGAGAUGAUACGGCUAAGGUUCGUCGUUUGGCCUUAAAAUUGGACAUAGCAGUAGAUCCAGUGAAAGCAGCACGUCAAGAGGAGUUUAUAGCCCGGAUUUCACGUUCUGCAAUGGCACUUGAAGCUAAAAGUUAUCAGGCAGAUACGGUUGAGCACUGUCGUACGCGAAUUCGACAGCUUCGACAGAGCUUCAUACGACUUCAGGCCCUUUAUUUGGAGUUGGAUCGAUUGAUUGCCAUGGCAAAUAAUGGAACCUACUUUUCGUCCCAAGAGCAACAUCUUGACGAGGAACUUGAGUCUGCGCGGGAAAUUCGGGAUCGUUUGGGAGGAGUUUCCGAGCAAUGGCGAACGGCUGGACUGUUGAUGAGAGCUGCACAAAAAGGACUUCUUCAAGCGGUGAAAUAUUGGAAUCUAGUCGGUCAGACAUCUACAGCGCCAGAGAAAAUAGCUUUGGCUUUAGACUGUCGUUCGGUUUGCCACGGAGCAUUGAUUGCUCUCGAAAUUGCUCAGGCGGCCCUACCGCAGGUUGAGAUUCCUUUCGUAACGCUUCGGCAGCAAUCAGCUGUUAAACAUGGCUUGAUCUACAUGCUGACAGACAUGAUUAAUCCAUCACGGUAUCGUCACACCAAGAAUGUGUUAGAGGGAUUUCAAGCCAACGUUGAAAAGUCAGUAAAGUGGCUCCAUGAUACGUUUAACGAAACACUGAAAAAGGAUUUUGAUGAAUCAGAUCAAGCAGUGAUAUCUAUAGCCAAGAAAUUAAGAGAAAUAAGAAAGCAGUACAUCACUCAACGGAUGGGAUACAAGCCCUAUGUUAGACCUGCUAUGGGGAAAACCGACAAGCGGUAGCAUUGAUUUCAGUCGCAUGACGUAUUUUUCGAUAUAUUUACAAUAAAGAAUUACAACUAUUA